AGGAAAUGUCACUUUAAAGAGUUUUUGAGAAAUUACUAUACUGGGAUGUGUACUUAUCAGCAAUUAUUCAUGGCCAUGAAAGUUUAAUGUUAACAGUGAUGCUAUUUUUACCAGCAUUGAUUUUUUCACCAACUACUAUUGCUGCACCUAUUUUCUUCAUAACUUAUUAAUACGGUUAUGCUUAUUCAAUAAGAUAUGUGAUUUCAAUAGUUCUGUCACUAGUGUUAACAACUUUCUUUAAAAAACAUUUCAAAAGACCAAGACCUAAACCUCGUCCACAAUUAUCACUUAAACCUAUGUAUUUUAGGAAUAAAGAAACUAAUUAUUCCUUACCUAGUGGAGAUUGUGCCUAAGCUGCAACCUUUCUCUUUUACUUUCUNAAAAAGUAAUUACAAGUUUAGCAAUUUCAGUGUUUAAUUCUGCAAGGAUACCUCCUGUAGUUAAAUGGAGUUCACCAAAGUUCAAAAUGAAAUUACCCCAACCAGAUUGUUUAAUUUAAGCAAAAGCUUUUUGGUCAUGGCUUGUCCAAACUGA
Messenger RNA from Paramecium primaurelia, 534 nucleotides. NCBI's taxonomy places the organism in Eukaryota, Ciliophora, Oligohymenophorea, Peniculida, Parameciidae. The record is from the annotation of a GenBank genome assembly.